ACAGUGCCACGGGCCCAAGAAGUGAGUGCUGCCCCGUCAAUGUCGCUGGGAGCCAAGAAAAGCAAAGCAAACUGCAAACCCAUUGGUUUCUCUCUUUCCUCCUCCGCCCCCUGGCUUCCUCCCCUCCCGACUUCUCCUCCAAAUCGUUGCCUUUUGUUGUUUAUCUAUUUUGCUUGCACUCAGUUCUUGGAAGGAAAGGUGGUUGCAAUGGGAGGUAGCGGAACGCUGAUCUCGGUUUACCCCGAGGAGCUCACCUUCUUGUUUGAGCUGGAGAAGCCGUGCUAUUGCAAUCUCAAGGUGGUGAACAACAGCGAGCACCAUGUCGCAUUCAAGGUCAAAACAACAUCACCGAGGAAGUAUUUUGUCCGGCCGAACGCGAGCAUCGUCCAGCCAUGGGAUUCUUGCACAAUAACGAUUACGCUGCAGGCACAGAAAGAGUUCCCACCAGAUAUGCAAUGCAAGGAUAAGUUCUUGAUUCAGAGCACGAAGGUGCCUGCCAGUACCGACAUGGAUGAGAUCCCCCCUGAUACGUUCAACAAGGAAACUGAUAAGGUAAUUGAGGAAAUGAAGCUCAAGGUUGUUUACACAUUACCUAGUGGAGGUUCAGAUGACUCUAGUGUGUCAUCUCUAGGAAGCCGGAGCUUCAAAGGGGCAUCUGACGAUUUGACGAUGCUGAAGAAUGCAAGCAUUGAAGAGAUCCAGACAAUUCAGCGGUUGAAGGAAGAAAGAGAUAACAUGCUUCAGCAAAAUCAGCAAAUGCAACGUGAAUUGGAUGUGCUUCGGAGGCGUAGGAGCCGCAAGGGCGAUGCAGGUUUCUCCUUGACGUUUGCUGCGUUUGCUGGGCUAAUAGGUGUUCUGGUGGGUCUCCUGAUGAGCCUCAUCUUCUCUUCUCCACCGGCUGAUGCAUAAGAUGCAAGAAAAGGUUGCAGCCUAUGGAAGUAUUGUUCAGACCGACAUCGGGAAAAAUCUCGCUCGGGAAAAGAAGAUGAAAUUUCUGCCCUAGUCUCCAUUUUCAUUAUUUUGUUGUUUGCAUCGUAGUUAUAUGAAACGAUAACGGGUUGCAGAUCAUUCCAUCCGUGCUUGGUUCAUCCUCCAUUUGUAUUUGCCCCUCUGUUUUCUUAUUCUUUCUGUAUCUAGUAUAUCAGGACGGAAGCUGUAUUCAUUCAACGAUUGGUAGUGAGGAACUGAUAUAGGAGUGUCAAGAAAGAGCGUUGAUGUCUAUUGCAUUAGCCCCUUUGGAACAAAGGAAAAAUAGAAGAAUUCUAGAGGA
This is a messenger RNA of Sorghum bicolor (sorghum), 1270 nucleotides long. Its product is annotated as vesicle-associated protein 2-1. Gene Ontology annotation, biological process: endoplasmic reticulum membrane organization. Gene Ontology annotation, cellular component: plasma membrane; endoplasmic reticulum membrane. NCBI's taxonomy places the organism in Eukaryota, Viridiplantae, Streptophyta, Magnoliopsida, Poales, Poaceae. The record is from RefSeq and is a predicted model, not a curated record.